GGACAAGUAGCCCCGGGCGCGGCGGGCGCCCCAGUCGCGGGCAUGGAGGCCGAGGGCUGCCGCUAUCAGUUUCGGAUCGCGCUGCUGGGGGACGCGGCGGUGGGCAAGACCUCGCUGCUGCGGUGCUACGUAGCGGGCGCGCCGGGUGCCCCGGAGCCCGAGGCCGAGCCCGAGCCCACGGUGGGCGUCGACUUCUACCGCCGCGCGCUGCAGCUGCGGGCCGGGCCGCGCGUGAAGCUGCAGCUCUGGGACACUGCGGGCCAUGAGCGCUUCAGGUGCAUCACCAGGUCCUUUUACCGGAACGUGGUGGGUGUCCUGCUGGUCUUUGAUGUGACGAACAGGAAGUCCUUCGAACACAUCCGAGACUGGCACCAGGAUGUCAUGGCCACUCAGGGCCCCGACAAGGCUAUCUUCCUGCUGAUUGGCCACAAGAGUGACCUGCAGAGCGCCCGCUGUGUCUCCACCCAGGAGGCCCAGGAGCUGGCUGCCUCCCUGGGCGUGGCCUUCAUGGAGACCUCAGCCAGGAACUGCUGCAACGUGGAGCUGGCCUUUGACACCCUCGCGGACGCCAUCCAGCAGGCCCUGCAGCAAGGGGACAUCAAGCUACAGGAGGACUGGGGGGGUGUCCGGCUCAUCCACAAGGCCCAGAGUCCCAGGUCCCCCAGCAGGAAGCACCACCCAGGCCCAUGCCAGUGCUGACGCUGGGAGAGAAAAGGUUUAAGCAGCGCCAACCUCAGCCCGGUGGGAUGGGGAUGGCUGGACUCUCUGGAGGGUGAGACAGAAGGGUUUGCGCAAACAGCAUCCUGACAGUAGUGCCUCUUGCACUUUGGGGUCUCAGCUCAGUUCCUUCCUGUGGACAGGUUUAAAAAGGCCAGAAACUCAACUUCCUGUUUUGAGUCUCAGUUUCCUCAUCUGUCAAUAGGGCUCAUUAAAAAUCCCCUUCAUGGGGCCGGCGCCGCGGCUCACUAGGCUAAUCCUCCGCCUUGCGGCGCCGGCACACCGGGUUCUAGUCCCGGUCGGGGCGCCGGAUUCUGUCCCCGUUGCCCCUCUUCCAGGCCAGCCCUCUGCUGUGGCCAGGGAGUGCAGUGGAGGAUGGCCCAAGUCCUUGGGCCCUGCACCCCAUGGGAGACCAGGAGAAGUACCUGGCUCCUGCCAUCGGAUCAGCGUGGUGCGCCGGCCGCAGCGCGCCGGCCGCGGCGGCCAUUGGAGGGUGAACCAACGGCAAAAGGAAGACCUUUCUCUCUGUCUCUCUCUCUCUCACUGUCCACUCUGCCUGUCAAAAAAAUAAAAAUAAAAAUAAAAAAAUCCCCUUCAUGGGAGGCGUGGUCAUGCACGAGCUAAGGGCCGGGACCCGCCCUCCCAGAGCCUGCCGCGCGGCCCACUCACUGGUGGUGAAAGCCAUCAUCCCCACUUGACUGCCAUGCGGCCGCUGCUGGCAGCUCCUGCGCUCAGCGUCGGGACGCUGCCACGCUGGCGAGGCCAGCUGGGGAAUUCCAGCUUCAGGCCUCCUUAGGUGCUCAGGCUAUGAUGAGUCAGGCAUGGACUUAAGGUGUGGCCUCGAAUCUGGCUGCUACCCAGUGUCCCCCUCCCAUCCCCCCCGGGCCCGGGGCUGAGUCUGGCUAAAGGAUCCCUGCAUUGCCCCUGUCCUCACUGUCCCCGCAAGCUGCUGGGAGAACUGUGCGGACUGGGCCAGCUUGCAGCGCUCUCGGGGACUGCCCACCCCCAGGGACAACCCAUACACACGUUGUCAUCUUGACAGCUCUUAAGGUCCAGCCCAGCUCCAUCCUCUGUGGGCUGUUCUCCCUCGCCCAAAUCCUGCCUUCUUCCUUUCGCAAUCAGGUUUUACUCUCAACACCCCAGCACAGGGCAGAAGCUGUGGCUGCUGCUUGGGAUCCCAGCGUCCGGUACUCACUCCAGCUUCCUGUCAACGCAUCCUGGGGGCAGCACCUGAUGGCUCAAUGCUUGGGUCCCUGCCACCCAUGUGGAAGACCUGGAUGGAGCACCUGACUGCCGGCUUCAGCCUGGCCCAGACCUGGCUGUUGCAGGUAUCUGGGGAGUGAACAGGCAGAUGGAAGACCUCUCUGUCCUUAUCUAUGACUCUGCCUUUCAAGUAGUUGAAAAUAAACAAACAUUUCAAAAAAUGCCCUGGCAUAAAUCCCUGCACAGUAACCUCCAUGGCAUAAUUUGCUCCAGGCACCCUAAUUUGCAAGGGGAACUGCUGGGCAGGGAAUGUCCUGGGGGCAAUUUGGGAAGGCUUCACGUAGGAGGUGGUGUUUUGUUGGGCAGGAUCUCAGUAGCUGUGGAGGUGCCAGCGGGCAUGGGUAUGGGCAACUACCAGAGCAAAAAGAAGACAAUCACUGAACUCUGUAGCCGUGGGCCAGUUCCUCCCCCACCUGCGCCUCAGUUUCCCCUUCUGUAACAUGUGACUGACAGCCCUCUUCCCUAGAGUUCUUGAGGAAGAUUUAAUCAGCUUUCUCCCAGGAAGAACAGGUUAGGGUAGGGCUUCCGCCCUGUGCACUUGAC
This is a messenger RNA of Oryctolagus cuniculus (rabbit), 2523 nucleotides long. RefSeq names its product RAB42, member RAS oncogene family (gene RAB42). The record is from RefSeq and is a predicted model, not a curated record. Gene Ontology annotation, molecular function: GTP binding; GTPase activity. NCBI's taxonomy places the organism in Eukaryota, Metazoa, Chordata, Mammalia, Lagomorpha, Leporidae.